AUGUCCGGCGAGGAGGAAGAAGAAUGGCGUGUACUUUACCAGGAGACCUUCGGCUAUCGCCUGCCGCUUUUUCACCCCGAACAUGCCGUUUUUCAGUUUCAACCCGCGCCGAAGCAAAAGUUUACAGACGAAGAGUUCAAUCCGUGGAAGGAGGCCUACGAGCAGUUGAGCCGCGGCGUUCAUGUCAUGAAAAAUUUGGAGCAAUUUGUGGGAGCCGCCGAUAUUCAAUGUUUCGAUCAUAUUGAGGAGGCCUUGAGAUUCCUCGACGAAAACGACGAGGGUGGUCACCACGAAAAGCUGAUCUUCCUGCACGAAGGCACCCAUGAAGUCACGCACACCAUCCGAAUCACCUCCGACGUUCAGAUCCUCGGCGCCUCGGGCUCCGAAGACAUUGCCACGUCCGUGGUACUCACCGGACGCCACGCGACUGUACUGGAAUUCCAGAGCAGCGCCUACAUGGGCUAUGUGACUGUGAAGUAUGAGGUGGACACGGAGCACGAGGCUCACGUGGCUCAGGAUAUGGAGGUGGAUGCUCCCAGAGCUGGUGAAGAGGUGCCUGUGGGGGAGCCCGGCGGAGCUCCUGGAGCUCCUGGAGAGCCUGGAGAGCCCGAGGAAGCCCUGGAACCUGAAAAGUUGCUGGAAGCCCACACGGAUCCCACUACGAAUUGCGCCAUGAUAGUUACCGGGCUGCACGUGGAGCCCAUCAUUGAGCACUGCAAUUUUCAGUCUGGUAAUGCUGACAGUCAUACUGUAGUUGUCAAGGAUCACGCUGCACCGAAGAUGAGAAACUGCACUUGCAUCGGAGGCUCGGGCGGCGGGAUCAUUAUCACACACCACGCUGGCGGCUACUAUGAUAACUGCGAGUUUGCGCAAAAUUUGCAGUCCGGAAUACGUGUGCAAUUCCAGGCGAAUCCAUAUUUCUAUAACUGUCAUGUCCAUCAUCAGGGUGAUGUGGGAAUCUUCAUUUUGGACGAUGGCCUGGGCCAUUUCCAAAACUGUCAAAUCUACGCAAACCAAAAAUUUGCGAUAGAGCUCAAAAGUGCUCAGGCCAACCCCACAGUAACCGAAUGCGAGAUUCAUCACGGGAUGUCAGGCGGCAUAUGCAUCCACGAGGACGCCACCGGCCAAUUUCUGAAAAACCGGCUCCAUCACAACGAAUUCCUCGCGAUUUGGAUAUCAGAAGGUGCGAAUCCGAUUGUUCGGAAAAAUGAGAUUUUCGACGGGAAACACGGCGGAAUUUUUGUGCAUCGGUAUGGAAAAGGGCUCAUCGAGGAGAAUAAGGUGUAUGGGAACGAGUUGGCCGGCAUUUUUGUCGAUACUGGAGCCGAGCCAUGGAUUAGGAAUAAUCAUGUUCAUUCUGGGAAACAGGCCGGUGUCUACUUCUACGAUGGAGGCUCCGGUGUCCUAGAAUCCAACGAAAUCAACGGAAAUACCCUAACAGGCGUCCAAAUCCGCACUGGCGCCAACCCACGUGUCAUAAAAAACCGAAUCUGGAAUAAUGACAACGGAGUACUGGUACAUGAAGCCGGCAUGGGAUGUUUUGAGGAAAAUACAAUUUUCGACAACUCAAUGACCAAUGUUUUCAUAAAAACUAUGGCCACACCGGUUAUCCGGAGGAAUAAGAUUUUCGGAUCUCGUGGCACCGGAAUUUCUGUUACCGACGGAGGAAAAGGGCUCAUUGAGCACAAUGAAAUAUUUGAUAAUGCUCAAGCGGGCGUCCUGGUGCUCUCUGACUCGGCGCCGAGUCUCCGUGGAAAUCGAAUUCAUGGGAAUCGAUCUGCGGGCAUUGAGGUCUCGUCUAAAGAGGAGCUGGUGUUGGCGGAGAAUCGAGUGUUUCGGAAUAGAUUUGGAGGAAUCAUGACGGCUAGCUGCUCUCAAGCAUCCGAAGACCAAAAUCAGGUGUACGACAACUUGGACCACGUGGAAAAGGCCAUCAAAAAGGGCCAAUGCCUAUUUUCGGUCAGCGGCAAGGACUUUUACCCGAUGCACAAUUUUUAUAGAUGUAUAACCUGUAACUCAUCCGACCGGAAUGCAAUAUGCCAAAGUUGCAUCGAACGGUGCCACGAGGGCCAUACAGUAAUGUUCCUGAAGUGCGAUAGAUUCUACUGCGACUGUGGUGCCGAUCAUUUGGAGCGGUCGUGUUGUCUACGGCAGACUUGAUAAAUAAUUUUUCAAAAAAAAAAAUUUUCCAAAAAUUAUUUUUCAAAAAAAAAAAUUUUCCAAAAAUUAUUUUUCAAAAAAAAAAAAAAUUUUUUUCCCAAAUUUUUUAAAUUUUCCCAAAAUAGUCACUGGUCCUAGAUUAUGCAAUUUUUCACCCUUUAAUGACAAAACCCCGCCCCCAAAACCCUCAAAAAACUUUACGGUAUGUGAUAUUAUUGUCUUUCAUCCAAUUUUUCCCAUUUCUACCCAAAAAUCGAUAAUUUUUGUAAUUUGGAAAUUUGAAAAUCAAUAAAGUAAUAAAAAACUGA
Caenorhabditis elegans is the source of this 2468-nucleotide messenger RNA. RefSeq names its product UBR-type domain-containing protein (gene fbxo-11.2). The record is from RefSeq and is marked reviewed. Bases 1 to 2160 code for a protein of 719 amino acids. Lineage: Eukaryota; Metazoa; Nematoda; Chromadorea; Rhabditida; Rhabditidae. The transcript has 9 exons. Gene Ontology annotation, molecular function: zinc ion binding.